AUGUCGACAAGGAAUUUGACAGCAGGUUCUCCUCAUGCAGAUUCCCAGCCAUCGUCUGAUGAUAACGAUGUGCGGAAUCCAUUCAACCAGGACUAUGAGGUGCAAAGUUUUGAUGAUGAUAGUUCUAACUCCUACGGAAAUGACCAACUCUCAAAGCCUUUUCUAGAUUCGCGAGACUCCUCCUCCACAAACGCGCUAUUGGGCGGAGCCAUGACACCUCUGGAGUAUGAUAGGUACCCCCAACCAGUUUCGAACAAUUCGAGGGUGAUUUCAUUAGCGUCUUCGCGUGCAAGUUUGAACAAUGGCUACAAGGCUGCCAAACGCGGUUCUUACAGCGGAUCGUCUUCCACCAGCGACAAGUCUGGUAAUCCGUUCCAGAUUGACACAGAUUUUUCGCCAUUUGGAGGAUAUCCAGCUUCCUCGUUCCCGCUUCACAUAGAUGAAAAGGAGGCGGACGAUUACUUGCACAACCCGGAUCCCAUUGUGGAUGCACAGUACGAGAAGAACAGAUUUGUUAGUGACCUCAAGAGCAUGGACAAAAGAUCUUUAGGGGGUCUUUUUGGUCUGUUGUUUUUACUUUUGGGUGGUGUUGCUGUGUUUGUGAUUCUGCCUGUUCUCACAUAUAGUGGGGCUACGACCCACUCCAAGUGGCUUGACACAUACACGAUUCUCACGGAAUACUCGUAUCCGCAGCUUUCUGCGAUUCGUACUGAGAUGGUGGAUCCAGACACUCCUGAUUCUGCUUAUACGAGAGAAGCCAAGGAUGGAUCAUUAUGGUCCCUGGUUUUUUCUGACGAGUUUAAUGCAGAGGGUCGCACUUUCUACGAAGGAGACGACCAAUUCUUUUAUGCUCCAGAUUUCAACUACGCUGCCACAAAGGAUUUGGAGUGGUAUGACCCAGAUGCUGUUACCACGGCAAAUGGAACUCUUGUUCUGCGUAUGGAUGCUUUCAAGAAUCACGACCUCUACUACCGUAGUGGAAUGCUUCAUUCGUGGAACAGGCUAUGUUUUACUCAAGGAGUUCUCGAGAUCUCUGCGAAGUUGCCAAACUACGGAAAUGUGACCGGUCUAUGGCCUGGUUUAUGGUCGAUGGGUAACCUCGGAAGACCUGGAUAUAUGGCUACUACUGAUGGAGUUUGGCCAUACUCCUAUGAUUCGUGUGAUGCUGGUAUCACUGCCAAUCAAUCAUCUCCUGACGGAAUUUCAUAUCUUGGUGGCCAGAGGCUGAACUCCUGUACCUGUAAAGGUGAAGAUCAUCCAAACAGGGGAACAGGAAGAGGAGCACCUGAAAUUGAUAUUAUUGAAGGAGAAGUAGACACGACAAUCAAGAAUGGUGUUGCUUCUCAAUCGAUGCAGAUCGCUCCGUUUGAUAUCUGGUAUAUGCCAGAUUACGAAUUUGUUGAGGUUUACAACGCAUCGAUCACCUCAAUGAACACUUACGCAGGUGGGCCAUACCAACAAGCCGUCUCCGGAAUCACAACUCUGAACACAACAUGGUAUGAGAUGGGUGCAACUGGCACUCCUAGGCGAUACCAGAAGUACGCGUACGAAUACCUCAACGACAAUGAGGAUGGUUACUGCCGGUGGUUUGUUGGAGAUAACCCAACCUUCACGGUUUACGCGAACGCACUGGCACCAAAUGGUAAUAUUGGAUGGAGACGUAUCGCGAAGGAGCCAAUGUCUAUCGUUAUAAACAUGGGUGUUUCCAACAACUGGGCCUACAUCGAUUGGCCCUCUAUCAAGUUUCCAGUCGAAUUCACCGUCGACUAUGUGCGGAUCUACCAGCCAAACGACUCGAUCUCACUUACGUGUGAUCCAACCGACUAUCCCACCUACGACUAUAUCCAGGAUCACCUGAAGGCGUACGACAUUUGGAAUUAUACCACUUGGGAGGAUGCUGGUUAUGAUAUCCCCAAGAACUCGUUGACUGGGUGUUAA
Kuraishia capsulata CBS 1993 is the source of this 1938-nucleotide messenger RNA. RefSeq lists its product as uncharacterized. The transcript has a single exon. Gene Ontology annotation, cellular component: plasma membrane; endoplasmic reticulum membrane. The record is from RefSeq and is a predicted model, not a curated record. NCBI's taxonomy places the organism in Eukaryota, Fungi, Ascomycota, Pichiomycetes, Pichiales, Pichiaceae. Gene Ontology annotation, biological process: fungal-type cell wall organization; (1->6)-beta-D-glucan biosynthetic process. Gene Ontology annotation, molecular function: glucosidase activity. Bases 1 to 1938 code for a protein of 645 amino acids.